This is a messenger RNA of Gongylonema pulchrum, 345 nucleotides long. The record is from the annotation of a GenBank genome assembly. Lineage: Eukaryota; Metazoa; Nematoda; Chromadorea; Rhabditida; Gongylonematidae.
AUGUCCGGCCGUCGCAAGGCGACACCAGUUAGACUUUCCGAGACAAGAGAAACACUUCUUCCUGCUAGAACUAUAGAAUCGAUGCCAAGUACAUCGGCCGCUAGUGAUACUCAAACUGGUAGUAUUUCGGGUACCAUACUGACAUCAGAAUCAACCGCACCAGCUAAAAUAUUGCAGAAGCAGCGAAUUCCUGAUGACGUUGUAAAGCAAGAACUGCCAAGAGAGCAAGGAGUGAUGGAGAUGAAUUCAACAUCUUCACCUCGGAGGCAUGCAGAUUCAUCGAAAAGUGAUGCAUCAAGUAUCUCAGAAAACACCAAGUUCGUUUUUCUUGAUUUAUCAUUCUAG